Molecule: messenger RNA, 1286 nt
Organism: Tribolium castaneum (red flour beetle)
Lineage: Eukaryota; Metazoa; Arthropoda; Insecta; Coleoptera; Tenebrionidae
Product: odorant receptor Or1
Exons: 5
Coding region: 66-1220 (384 amino acids)
Biological process (GO): sensory perception of smell; detection of chemical stimulus involved in sensory perception of smell
Cellular component (GO): plasma membrane
Molecular function (GO): olfactory receptor activity; odorant binding
Source: RefSeq, a predicted model, not a curated record
CCCAAUACCGCAGAAACCAACCGCACUUGGUUUAUAGAUCAUGUAGUCUCAACACAAACACUAAAAUGGAUUUUACAAUACGAGACUUUGAUCUUCGUAACUCCUUCUCUCUGGAACGCAAAUUACUACUAGUCCUCGGUUUUUACCCAAUAAGAGACAAAGAGAAACACAGAAUUUUGCACCAAUUAAGUGCCUUUCUCAAUCUUUUACUUUACUAUGGGCAGCUUUUAACAAUAAUCAUUCAGAUGGUCAUCGACAGGAACGAUUUAUCCAAACUCACCGACUCCACACUAUAUUUCCUAACACUUUUCACCUUUCUGUGCAAAUUAUUCAAUUUUCAGUACUAUGGCAAGGAUUUAAUCGAAGUUGAAAAAUCCCUAACAGACCCAAUCUUCUAUGGAUAUUCUUUCCACAAAUUGCAAAUAAUUAAGGCAAAGGUUCGCUCCUGCACUUUGGUUUGUCUGGCUUUUAGAAUUAGCUGCACCUGUAGUUGUUUCAUCUACAGCGUGGUGCCUUUUAUUGACAGGAGUGGGCAAAAAACUCUGUCAAUUCCCGGCUGGUUUCCUUAUGAUACAGCCAAACAUUUCUAUAUCACGUUUUUUCUCCAAAGUUUAAGUUUGUUUAUUAGUGCUCAUUGUAACUCAGCCACUGAUACCUUACCCUGCAAACUUAUAUCACUAGCGACAGCACAGUUCGAGCUUUUGAAGGAUAAUUUAAGAACAAUUGACUAUGAGAAUAGUUUUGAGGAAACUAAACACGCUCUUGUCAAGUGUAUAACGCACCACAGGAAAAUUGUCAAUUACACCAAACGAGUUGAGACCAUUUUCUCCAAAGGAAUAUUCCUCCAAUUGUUCGCCAGCGUGUUAGUUAUCUGUACUACAGGUUUCCAAUUAGUGAUCGUACCAUUUGGUAGUUUGAAGUUUGCCAUUCAUGGGAUUUAUUUAUGUGCAAUGACUGCUCAGAUUGCCAUUUAUUGUUACUACGGACAUGAUGUCAUGAUAACUAGUGAUGAAAUUGGAACAUCGUUGUAUAUGUCGAAUUGGUACGCUAGUCAUAUUAAAAUUCGCAAAAUUAUGGUGAUUUUUUUGGAGAAAACCAAAAAACCGACGAUUGUUCUGGCGGGGAAUUUUAUCACCUUGUCGUUGGUCACACUGACACAGAUUUUGCGAUCGGCCUAUUCAUAUUUCGCGGUUUUGCGACGUCUCUAUGCCGAUGAUUAAAUGUUCUUGAAUUUGGUUAAUCAAUAAAGCACUGCACUUAUCAGAAGAAAUUUCAGUUUUUGAUUA